AUGAGUUCCGCGAUGCAAGGCCCAGCGGUGACGUCGUCGUCGACGUUUCUGUCGAAUAUCAUUGGCAAGCCGGUCAACGUGAAGCUGCACUCCGGGAUGCUGUACCAGGGCACGCUCGAGUCGAUCGACGGGUUCAUGAACGUGGCGCUGGUGGACGCGAGCGAGUACUACGAGAGCGAGCAGAACCCGGUGAUCCACCGGUACGAGUCGGACGUGUUCCUGCGCGGAACGCAGGUGAUGUACAUCAGCGAGCUGUAG
Messenger RNA from Eremothecium gossypii ATCC 10895, 258 nucleotides. RefSeq names its product U4/U6-U5 snRNP complex subunit LSM6 (gene LSM6). Gene Ontology annotation, molecular function: RNA binding. Lineage: Eukaryota; Fungi; Ascomycota; Saccharomycetes; Saccharomycetales; Saccharomycetaceae. Bases 1 to 258 code for a protein of 85 amino acids. Gene Ontology annotation, biological process: maturation of SSU-rRNA; mRNA splicing, via spliceosome. The transcript has a single exon. Gene Ontology annotation, cellular component: U4/U6 x U5 tri-snRNP complex; U6 snRNP; P-body. The record is from RefSeq and is marked provisional.